Molecule: messenger RNA, 459 nt
Organism: Penicillium bovifimosum
Lineage: Eukaryota; Fungi; Ascomycota; Eurotiomycetes; Eurotiales; Aspergillaceae
Product: DUF1761 domain-containing protein
Exons: 3
Coding region: 1-459 (152 amino acids)
Source: RefSeq, a predicted model, not a curated record
AUGACUACCUUGCACUGUGAACCUUCCCCCGUCAAGCCCUCCGCCAUUGCGUUGGGUACAAUCUUCACCCACACUGCCUCCCUCGGCAUCUUGGCCCCUGUCUUCGGUGAUACCUACCACCGUGCCCAGGCCGCCAACUCAAAGGAGGAGUUCCUUAAGUCGAAGGAGGCUGCCGGUGCUGCCGCAGCCUGGGGAAGCUCCCUCGUUGGAAGCGCCGUCCAGACCUACGGUGUUGCAGCACUCAUCAAUGCCACCGGCACACUGAGCUACAAGGGUGCCGCGUACCUCGGAACACUUAUCUUCCUCGCCAGCUCCGCCCCCGGCGUCGUGAGCCAGGUCUUCUCCGAGAAGCGCCCUCUUGAUACCGUCGCUGUUGGUGCCGUCUCGCGAGUCUUUGAGACUGUCGGUCUCAGUUUGUUCCUCACCUGGUGGGGAACCCGCACUCACCCAUUCAACUAA